This is a messenger RNA of Drosophila willistoni, 2718 nucleotides long. RefSeq lists its product as uncharacterized. Lineage: Eukaryota; Metazoa; Arthropoda; Insecta; Diptera; Drosophilidae. The transcript has 6 exons. The coding region runs from base 104 to 2395 and encodes 763 amino acids. The record is from RefSeq and is a predicted model, not a curated record.
UCUAUUUUGACAACAGUUGAGAUCAUCGUUUGUGUUUACAUCUACAUGUGUAUAUAUGCUUUUUACUUUUAAGGGCAGCUGAAAGAAAAACAACGAACUCACAAUGAGUCGAAAUGGACGAUCUUCUAGUCAAAUAUCAAUAGACAAUUAUCCCGAACACUUGAAUCCCUUUUACGAAGAUGACAAUCAUAAGCGCUUACGAUUUUGGAAUUUAAAAAAGAAAGGCUCUGACAAGGGUAGACGAAGUAGUUUUUCAAUCGAAAAUUUGCGAGACAUUUGGACAUUUAAAUCCUUUUCUCUGAAAAAGAAAUCAUCCACAUUGGGCAUAAAUAAAACUUCGGAAAGUCCACCUGUUCUACGUAGGCAAUUAAAUGAGCCAUGUGACUAUAAUAAUUUUUUAAAUACACGAGAUAGAUAUUCGGAAGCUGGUACUUCUCCUAUGAGAAAUGAACUUAACUUAAGUUAUCGAAGACCUUACAGAAGUUCCCUUCAAAAUAUUGAUGCAAAAAGUGAGAAUGGCUCAUUGGGCAACGCUUUUAAUCGCAACGAUAUGUAUCGAGCCACCACUCAGUCUGUCGGUUAUUUAACACCGAACUUUCGUCGCAAUCAUCAUACUAGAUCAUCCCAAUCUAGUCUGUCUAGCACAAACCCAUUUGAGAGUGAUGUUGAGACCAACGUUGACUCAAUUUCAACAACUAGUCGAAAAUCUUAUCGAAAAAAGAAGAGAGCUCCAUUACCACCACCAAGAGCAACGAUUAACAACGAUAUCACUACUGAAACGAUCACAACAGAAAAUACUAAUGGGAAUUUAGAUAUUAAGUCACUUACUUCCGAAAUAGAACAUUUCGUCAACAUAACCAACGAAUCACUGGAUAAUCCCGAUCCGCCGGCAAAGGUAGAAAGGGUGACAACUAGAACUCAACCAAACAAUUUGAUUAAAUCCAACGUACAGCUAAGUUCCUUCGCUCCCGAAAAAGAUGCAUCAAAGAAUAGUAAUGGAGAGGAUACCAAAAUUGUUCAGGUGGAAAAUGCAUCAGCGUCACCUCAAAUUACAUUAUGUAUAGAUGAAAAUCGUAACUUCUAUAAGAACCAAACAAGUAAGGCGGAAGUUACUGCACCUGCAAGAAGGGGUAGACCUUCAGCUGUUCAGAAAAUUGAAACUAUUAGUCCAAUUUCAUUGCCAGCAACUGAUAGAUUACAGAUUGAUGAACAAACCAGUCAUGUAGAUAAAUUCGAAAAUUCGAGUGACACUAUAACUGAACAUCCUACAAGUAAUUCAAAAAUAGUCAGUGAAACUGUAACGUCAAAAGCUCAAAGUGUACUUAAUACAAAGGAUGAGGCUCAGGAUUAUACAUUGAAAAAUACAAAAGAAUCUUUAACUAAACAAACAAUCAAAGAUGAUACAACAGAGAAACCAAAAAUAAGUGACGAAAUUGUCGUGGUGAAAACUGAAACUGAUGUCAAACCGAAAGUUAUAAAAACAUAUGAAUUUCCAUCAGACCAACCAAGGGAUGAUUCGAAUACUAUGACCCAAAAAGUCGUAAUCAAAGCUUCAUUGUCAAAAACUGAAAACACAAAUAAUGUCUUACAGAAUUUUGCGUCUGCAAAUGGCUCAGCAAAUGGCACAACAACUCGAAUGUCAACUGAUCAAGCAAUCGAAGAAAAAGCUCCGAUAAAAUCUAUAUUGCAAAACAAAAAACCUUCUAACAAUAAUAAUAUAUUAUUUAUCGAAGAACAGCAUAUCUCAACUAGUUCUAUCACAAAACAUACAGAUCUACCAAGUGAGGUGGUAAUUCAAGACCCAAUAAUUGUGUCAAAUGGUAGUUCAUUGCCCAAAAGUCCCCAAAAUGAAAUUGUUUUGACAAGUUCCCCAAAAAUUGGACUUACUGCCCAAGAAAAUAAAUUCAAAUUUAAUGUGGGAAAUGCACAAACUUUUGCAUCGCCAUCUAAUCAACGUUUCCACCACCAAAACGAUGAGCCAACACUUUCAACUUCGAGCGGUACGGAAAAUAAUGAUGCUCUAAAUCAACCUGGAAAAAAGAGAUCGGUUAGGGAAGUUAUUGAGUCUAUAAACCGUAGCCAACGAAUGCUUAAUGAAAGUAUAGCUAAAGGUACGAAAAUUUAUUCGACACCACUAUUUGUCGAACACAAGAAUACACAUUCCAAUGAAUUGAACAGUUUCAAUACGAAAUCUACACAAAUGAUGGAAACAAAAAAUAUAUCAGUUACCACUGUAUCCUCAAAUGAAGGAUCAGCAGUUGAACCACAACCAAACGUUUUUCACAAGAGCAAAAUAAAUAAAAUGGUUUGCGACUAUAGGGAGUCAUCGCCCACAGCAUCAAAUUUAGAUUGGAAUCCUUUACCUAAACCAAAGAGAACUAAUAAUAAUUGUUAGUUUAUAAAAGUCAAAUAAUCUAUAAUAUAUACAUACAUAUAUUAAUUUAUACCUGGUCAUGGACCAAAUUACGAAUAGAACUGUGUAGAAACACGGUUAUCUUAAAGUGCUUUCAUUUUUAUAUAUUAAUAUGUGCAAUCGGAUACAAAAUAAUGUUACUUUGAUGUUGGACACAAUAAUGCGUUUUUUUCUUGGGCAUUAGUUCCAGAUUUAUUGUAAGUAUCCUACAUCAGAGUCUGUUUCUAACAUGUGUAAUCGUAAAAAAAGAAAAUAUUUUUUUUACAAAGCUAUAAGCGAACGAUUUACAAGAUGAUUAAAGUUUU